Messenger RNA from Salvia splendens (bonfire salvia), 1070 nucleotides. Its product is annotated as putative F-box protein At3g23960. NCBI's taxonomy places the organism in Eukaryota, Viridiplantae, Streptophyta, Magnoliopsida, Lamiales, Lamiaceae. The record is from RefSeq and is a predicted model, not a curated record. The coding region runs from base 17 to 1045 and encodes 342 amino acids. Gene Ontology annotation, molecular function: protein binding. The transcript has a single exon.
CAUCACAUUCAAACACAUGGUGAUAAUGAACAUCGAUGAGUUGACAGAGAUUUUCUUGCAUCUUCCCGUCCAAUCGUUCUUGAGAUGUAGAGCUGUUUGCAAAUUCUGGGAAGACCUCAUCGAUUCCCGACCUUUUAAGAAAUUGUACAACAACGUCAACAAAUCAGACGACACGGUAUAUCUAAAAUUCAGUUUAUCCAACGGUCAAAUCCGAGUGCAACACAACAAAAAGGCCUUAAUAUCGGAAGAAUCCGACCACUUUAAAGGGUUCACCAUUGGUGAAGUCAGGCUACAUGGGCCGGUCAAGGGUCUAAUAUGCAUCGAAUGCACGAAUCCCGAGGUGCCCAUAGCCAUAUGCAAUCCUUUUCUAGGCCAACUCAAGUUCCUCCCACUAAUUUCCAACCCCUCGUGUAGAAUAAUAUGUAGCACGGUUGGAGUUGGUUUCGAUGAAGAUUACAAAGUGGUGCAACUGUUCUCGUGCAAGAAACACCUCUGUCUCCACGCCCAUGUGUACUCGGGAAGGACGAAUUCUUGGAGGGAGUUGAGCGGCGCUGUCCUUGAUAAUCUACAACUUAGGUACAAUAGUACUAUAAAAUCAGGGUGCAAGAAUGGCUACUUUGCGCACUGGCGCGUAAGCCGGCGUAUAAAAAGAUAUGAGUGUAGUGGUGAGAUACUAAGUUUUGACAUGAAGAAUGAAGUGUUUAAGACCAUAAUGGUUCCGGCGGAUCGGAUUUGUAGUAAGAUUUUUGCAGAAGAUGAGCAUUCGUUUCUGCGAUUUGAUAUAGCUACUCCACUAUAUGAUAGUAAUUUGGUGGGAAUUUAUGAGUUGAAAGGCAAAGGAAGUGAAUCGAGAUGGAAUCAUGUGACGAAUGUGGAUGUGCCGUCCUUGAAUUAUAUACCUGGGAGCAUUGAUACUUGUGUUUUUUUCGAGCAACAUGUGUAUGAUUAUCGUGCACGCAAAUUCCUCAGCUUGCUGCCCAAACGGUACCGCAUAGGGUUCAGAAUUGUUGAGUAUAGAGGAAGCUUCGUUUCAUUGAAUGCUUAGCUUUAUUUCACUUAAGAGACUUGUG